Messenger RNA from Catharus ustulatus (Swainson's thrush), 3089 nucleotides. RefSeq names its product regulating synaptic membrane exocytosis 3 (gene RIMS3). The record is from RefSeq and is a predicted model, not a curated record. Gene Ontology annotation, cellular component: presynaptic membrane; cytoskeleton of presynaptic active zone. Gene Ontology annotation, biological process: regulation of membrane potential; regulation of synaptic plasticity; positive regulation of synaptic transmission. Gene Ontology annotation, molecular function: transmembrane transporter binding; small GTPase binding. Lineage: Eukaryota; Metazoa; Chordata; Aves; Passeriformes; Turdidae. Bases 811 to 1740 code for a protein of 309 amino acids. The transcript is spliced from 7 exons.
CACCAAAGCUUUCCCAGUGUGAGGUUGGUGAUCCCAGAAAAAUCAAAGGAAGCAAAAAAACUUCCAAAGGAACUGAGAACUCCAUUGCUGGGAGAUUUCCUAUCAUCAAAAAGGAAAAAAAUCCUUCAGAGAAUCUUUCAGGGAUGCUGUUUUCAUUAUCUCUUCCCCCCAACAAUGUGUUCCCAGGAGCAGCAAUUCCUCCACAGAGCUGCAAAUUCCAUGGAACAGCUUUCCCUGCUGGGAGAAUUCCAUCUGAUUUUCCAAACUCUUCCUCCCCAAGGCCCCUCUGGACACCCUCCCUCCUCCCUGAGUUUGUUUAUAAGCUUUGAAUCCCAUUAGGAAACCAUCUCCCUCCUUCAGCGCUGCUUUAUCCAAGUUUCCAUAUUUAGUUCUUUCAGCUAUUCCUGUUCCUGGACCAGCUUUCCUGCCGGGACCUGCUGCAUCCCAGUUUUUCCCUCCUUACCACGGGGACAAUCAUCCACAUCCUCCCUGCACUGCUGGAUGCUCUCACUCACCGACCCAGCCCGAUCCCAAAUCUCAAAUCCCAGCGCUGGGAUUGGGGUCGGUGCUGCCCAUGGCACGGGGAGCUGGGAAUUGCGGGAUUUUAGGGAGGGACAGAGUUAAAGGCGGGGAAGGAGGGUUUCCUCCUGGCACGUGGCUCCAUGUCAGCCGGCAGAGGCAUCGCAGGGAAAGCGCCGGAGGAAUUCACCGGGAGCGGGGAGACGCUGCUCGCAGGGAAAUCGGUGUUUGGAUCCCGGCAGCCAAGCUGAUCCCGGGCGGCGGCGCCGGUGCCCGGCGGGCGCUCUGACCAUGUUCCCCGGGGAUGGCAGCUCCUCAUCCGGCAGGAAUGUGGUGCGCAGCUCCAGCAUCAGCGGCGAGAUGUACAACCUGGAGAAGAGCGCGCGCGGCAGCGCCGACUCCGUCACCGUCACCGCCAGCAAGAAGCGACGCUCCAGCCUGGGCGCCAAGAUGGUGGCGAUCGUGGGGUUGUCCCAGUGGAGCAAGAGCACCCUGCAGCUCAACCAGACCGAGGGCGGCCCCAAGAAGCUGCGCAGCACCAUCCGCAGGAGCACCGAGACCGGCAUCGCCGUGGAGAUGCGCACCAGGGUGACCCGCCAGGGCAGCCGCGACUCCACCGACGGCAGCACCAACAGCAACAGCUCCGACGGCACGUUCAUCUUCCCCACCACGCGGCUGGGAGCCGAGAGCCAGUUCAGCGAUUUCCUGGACGGGCUGGGGCCGGGGCAGCUCGUGGGGAGACAAACGUUGGCGACACCCCCGAUGGGUGACGUCCACGUGGGCAUGGCUGAGCGCAACGGGCAGCUGGAGGUGGACGUGAUCCAGGCCAGGGGACUCAUCCCGAAGAUGGGCUCCAAGUGCAUCCCUGCCACCUAUGUGAAGGUUUACCUGCUGGAGAACGGCGUCUGCCUGGCCAAGAAGAAAACCAAGGUGGUGAAGAAAACCUGCGACCCCUCGUACCAGCAGCCCCUGCUCUUCGAGGAGAGCCCCCAGGGCAAAGUCCUGCAGGUGAUCGUGUGGGGCGAUUACGGGCGCAUGGACCACAAGUGCUUCAUGGGCAUGGCCCAGAUCAUCCUGGAGGAGCUGGAUCUGUCCAGCCCCGUCUCGGGCUGGUACAAACUCUUCCCCACCUCGUCCCUGGCCGACUCCAGCAUCGGACCCCUGACCCGCCGCCUCUCCCAGUCCUCCCUGGAGAGCUCCACCAGCCCCUCCUGCCCCUAGGGGCAAGGAGACACGAGGAGAUCUUGCAGAACUGGUUGUGGAGAGCUGUAAAUAGAUUUUAUUUUUUUUUUUCCUUUUUUUUUUUAAAUUUUCAAUCUCCUUCCCCACCCCUGCCAAAAAAAAAAAAAAAAAAAAUCUGCCCUGGAUGCUCCUCCCCAGGAAGGGAGAGGGGGAAGGAGAGGCAGAAAUUCCCUCUGAGGGCUGCCAAGAUCUCAGACUGUUCCCAGAUCUACCCCCAGCUCCUCUCAGCCUGGCUGAGGAUGAGCAAAAAGGGGAGAACCCUGCCGAACUCAGAACAAAUCCAACUCAGCACUGGUUUUUUUUUGUUUUCCAAGGAAUGUAGCAUCUUCUCUUAUGUAGCUUUGCCACGUGCUAACAACACUCACUGCAAUACCCAAGAGAACUCCGGAUGGACCGGGAACAUCUGCCACUCUCAUCCCUUUGGUCGCUUCCCAGCACUUUUGGUGGCCAUUUCCCUGCCUUUUUUUUUUUCUUUUUUCCCCCCAAAUUUUUAUUUUUUUAAUGGUUUUCCCGGGAGCAUGUAGCCUGUGACCAUUGCCAAAGCAAGAGGGGACAGGGGAAGGGGAGCUUGCCGGGCUUCUCCUCGUGUCUCAGCGCCAAAACCAGACCCAAAACUCUGGGAAUGCCUCGUGGGAGGCAGGAAAAGGAGAGGGAACAGCAGGAUCCUGCCUCCCAGCCCUUCCUUCCCAGCUGGAGAGCCCUCCUGAGGUCUGGAAUGUUCUUCUUGGAGAUGGAAUGUUCUCCUCGAGGUCUGGAAUGUUCUCCUUGGAGAUGGAAUGCUCUUCUCGAGGGUGUGGAAUGUUCUCCUUGGAGAUGGAAUGCUCUCCUCGAGGUCUGGAAUGUUCUCCUUGGAGUUGGGAUGUCCUCGAGGUCUGGAAUGUUCUUCUCAGAUCUCAGAUGUCCUCCUCGAGGUGUGGAAUGUUCUCUUUGGAGAUGGAAUGCUCUCCUCGAGGUCUGGAAUGUUCUCCUUGGAGCUGGGAUGUCCUCGAGGUCUGCCUGUCCCUCCUUGGGGUCUGGGAGCCCUGCUCAGGGUUGGGAUGCUCUCCUUGAGGUUGGGAUUCCCUCCUCAGGAGCUGGGAUGCCCUUCCUGGGGUCUGGGAUGUCCUCCUUGGAGCAGGAGCUGUCCUUAAAGGCUGGGGUUCCCUCCUCAGGGGUUGGGGUUCCCUCCUCAGGGGUUGGGGUUCCCUCCCUGAGGGCUGGGAUCUCCUUCCCAAGAUCUUGGAUCCCCUCCUAGGAGCUGGGAUCUCCUAAUCCAGACCAGGCUGUCCUCCUCAAGGUGUGGGAUUCCUUUCCUGAGCUCCGGGAUUCCCUUUUUGGGCUCUGGGAUU